AAAGAACUAUUCGAAAUUCAUUUACGUAUUCCGGAUCCUGUGGAAGUUACCAGCUCAGUUGUGAUUUUUGAGGGUGCAAUGGUGCUUGCCGAGGGUUAUCAUCGACUUCCUAUGCUACUUAUGCUGCCAACUAAUCUGCCGGGAUCAUUCGACGGCAAAUAUGGAGCCAUCGCUUAUCGUAUCGUCGUUAAGUUUUCUCUUCGCCGUUUCCCGUCCGGAGAGGAAGCGAUGUUGGAAACGGAAAGUGAAGCUGUUGUAUGGGGUUCAACACCUAUCAACCCUUCAACGCCUUCGUUCUGUAUUCAGAGGCAUCUUCGGAAAAAGGCUCUGUGUUUCAAUCGUCUCGAUUGUAACGUGACCUUCGAACUGGACCGCUGCGCUUUCGUUGCCGGGGAACAUAUCCUCGUAACUGGUCAAGUGGUAAACAAUCAUGCCACGAGUGUAGUGAAACACGUCUCUAUCGAACUGCGUCAGAAGGUCCACUACACCAGCGGCGAAGCGAAGAAGACAGAUACACGUCUUAUAACCCGCCUUGUGUGUGGAUCUGUAGCUCCAGCUAACGUACUGCCACUUCAUCAUUCCAUUCAAAUUCCAUAUGACUGCUAUCCUUCGUUAGAGAGGCGGUCGAUCAAUAUUCAGGUCUCCUACGUCUUGCUGCUCACUUCGUUAGGUAACUUCACGGUUGAAGCUCCAAUCGUAAUUGGAACGCGUGCUGCAUGUCCUUCACCGUUGAGUAUCACUUCUGGCGAUAAGAGUAGUAGUGUUUACUACUGUACGCCACCAUCCGAACAUGACAGUGCCAAUGAUGGACCUCCACCAUACAGUACUCAUCCACAGGUUUGCUAUUUGAUUUGGCGCUUUGCUUUCAAGUAA
Molecule: messenger RNA, 873 nt
Organism: Haemonchus placei
Lineage: Eukaryota; Metazoa; Nematoda; Chromadorea; Rhabditida; Trichostrongylidae
Source: the annotation of a GenBank genome assembly